UUUGGCCCCCUUUAGUCAAAAUCGAUCGAAUUUUUUUUAGCAAUUAACUGGAAAAAAGAAAACGAGGGAAACCCUAGAAAGAAUGAUGGAACCACCAUUUUCAUCAACGCUGCUGCCGCGAUGGCGUAUGGAGAAGCAGGUGGCGGAGGACGACGACGAAGUGAAGAAGGAUAAGAAGCUGAUAGCUGAAACAAUUGAACUGUUGAACAAUUUCUUCAAAACCGUUUCAGCCACAAAGACUGCCGUUACCGCCGAGGAACGAAAGGUGAUCUCGUCGGCUUACAUAAAGAUGAGCGCUAUCCGUUGCGCUGUCCGUCGCAAUCCACAGCCCGCUGCGGCGGAUAUCAGAUAGUGCAGAUCGAAAAUGGAGAAAGAGAUUUCUGGAAUCUGUAAUAAGCUCACAAAUCUGACCAUCAGGGAUUCCUAUCGCCGUCAUCUUCAUCGCCUCAAAUCCUCCUCCUCCUCCUCCACUUCCCAGAUUUAUCAUCAACUGAAAAGAAAGGCUUCAGUGCAACAAGGCACAAGGAAACAGAACUCUGUAAAGGCUCAACAAUUACAGCAGGACGCUAGUAUCACCGAGGAAAAGUACUUGGAGAAACUCAUCCUAGAGAGGAAGGAUUACGACGAAACGGCUCGUUUCAUAGCAAAAUCUGUACGCAUGCGCAUCACCAAAGAGGAUACGGAUGUUCUCUCCACAGCCUACGAGAACUUCAUUAGAGUUUCUAGAAAGCAGCUUAAUGUCAUCAGAUCAAUCCGGCAGGGUGGAACCGAGAUAAUAGAUCUUCAUAUAAUCAACAACCACAGAUCCAAAAUUGUGAAGGAGCUUUCCGAUGUUUGUGAUAAGGUGUCUAAUAUGACGAUUAAGCAAGCUUAUCUUCACCAUCUUCAUGAGUUUAAAACGCACGCCAACCCCAAAACGCAUACUCAGAGCUUUAUCAAUCAGGAAGAAACUCCAGAAAUCUUCUUCGAGGUGAAAGGUGGGUUGCGUUCCGGACGCUCCAACUCACCGAACCGCAUAACAAAAAAGCCACACAUUUAUGAAGAUAUGGAGGAUGAUGAUGAGGAUGAGGAUGAGGAUGAUGAUGAGGAUGAGGAUGAGGACCACUGUAAGUGUUAUGAGGAGGAACUGGAAAGUAAAUUUCCUCGAUUUGGUCGAAUCGGUAAUUGGGACCCUAUAUAUGAAGGAAUGGGGGCAGAUCUAUUGCAUACUCCGAUAAAAAUUCAGUGAAAGGAAGGACAUUGGAGUUAUAAUAUGAUGAGAGAGGCAUCUAAGUCCGGAGAUACAUUUCGGAAGUAUCAUGUGACUGACUUUGACAUGUUUGGUGACUUUUAAGAAAGGAAAUUGGUGGUUAUAGGCGAAGCAGAUCAUGCAUGGAUAUUUUGAUCUUCUAUCUUUGGAUCGAACUAUCGGUAGUCUUAACUUAUAUUUUGACAAAACAUAUGGUAUAUGGAUACCAUAAUUUUUGUGCAUGUAUAAUGUAUUAUUUAAUGGUUAAUAUUAGUAUUUCUUUUAGUCA
This is a messenger RNA of Erigeron canadensis, 1517 nucleotides long. Its product is annotated as anaphase-promoting complex subunit 6-like. The record is from RefSeq and is a predicted model, not a curated record. The coding region runs from base 365 to 1228 and encodes 287 amino acids. NCBI's taxonomy places the organism in Eukaryota, Viridiplantae, Streptophyta, Magnoliopsida, Asterales, Asteraceae. The transcript has 7 exons.